This is a messenger RNA of Triticum dicoccoides, 591 nucleotides long. RefSeq names its product arp2/3 complex-activating protein rickA-like. NCBI's taxonomy places the organism in Eukaryota, Viridiplantae, Streptophyta, Magnoliopsida, Poales, Poaceae. The record is from RefSeq and is a predicted model, not a curated record. The coding region runs from base 9 to 347 and encodes 112 amino acids. The transcript has a single exon.
CCAACACUAUGACGCUUCUCUUGCUGCAUGCCUUGCUGCUGGCAAGUGCAGCUGCGGCAGCAGCAGCAGCAUCUGAGGCCGGCGACACUGCAGGCGGCAACGCUACUGCAGGCGGCAACGCCACCACGGCUCAAGGCCUAUGCAACGGCGCCGGGUGCCAGCCACCGCCGCAGCCGCUACCGAUCUACGGCGGCCCUCCGCCGUCGCCGCCGUCGACGACGCCGCCCUCCCCGGGCAUGCAGGCGCCGUGCCCGCCGGUGACGCCCGUUUGCUGCGGCGGCCAAAACACGCCUCAGCAGCCGUACUACCAAGCGCCUCCGAUCGGCUACCUUCCCUACUACAACUAGUCUGCUUCUUCGGUGCUCGUGCCACCGACUCCGGUCGCCGCCGUUGCGUAUUACGUGAUCGUACCAUGUCUCUUGCUUUGGGUUGUGGUGUAACGGUGAUCACUGAAGCCUCGUCCAACAUCAAGAGAAGAUUGGGCUCCACAUACAAAAAAAAAAAGCUGUACUAGAAGCAGGGGUACGUCUUGCCAUGCCGUUUUUCUCUGUCGUUGUAAAGCCGGUUCUAUAGCGGAAGUAUCUUUCUCAC